Messenger RNA from Helianthus annuus (common sunflower), 606 nucleotides. Its product is annotated as probable serine/threonine-protein kinase clkA. NCBI's taxonomy places the organism in Eukaryota, Viridiplantae, Streptophyta, Magnoliopsida, Asterales, Asteraceae. Bases 1 to 606 code for a protein of 201 amino acids. The transcript is spliced from 2 exons. The record is from RefSeq and is a predicted model, not a curated record.
AUGAAGUUUAAGGAGCUUUUCGGGAGUUUUACGAAUCAUCGGGUUGAAAACCGGAGCACCGGGACGCGUUAUGGAUCAACCGGGAGUGCGAGAAGUGAAAAAUGGGAAGUUGGUAAUCGAGAUCGUGGCAAUCCCGUGAACGAAGACCCAGUCUUCAACAUAGACGAUUUGAGGAACGCUAUCCCCGAUGACGAACCAUAUAGUGUUCCCGGUUACCAAUCGCCGGAACAUGUAAGUGUUCAUACGAAAAAUUCGGAUGAUGGGGGAUAUUAUGAUGAUCGGGCUAACGAUGACGAAGACUGGGGAUAUGUGAAUCAGGGUAAUUUCUACAAUGCAAGAGGGUAUGAAGAUGAGGAGUUUGGUUACCAAAACGCCAACUAUGUGGGGAAUGAUGAUUAUGGGUAUGGGAAUAGGAGAAAUGACGGUUACGAGAACAACCGUCAACCAAGAAACAACAACCAAAGGAACCGAAAUGAUGGGUUUUACAACAACAAUAACAAUGUCAACCCUAAUUGGAUCCCUCGUUUCUUGGGAGGAGGUAAUCAAAGAGGUAAUCAAGGUAGGAAUCAAGGCGGGGAUAUAAGGGGUGAUCGAAGGGACAACUGA